CCAGUGAAGAGAUUCAAAUCGGUGUUGAGAAGUAGUCAAAAACAAAAAAAAACAAGUUAAUUGCAUUGUAGCAACAAGUUCGUGUAUUAAGUCUUUCGUUUUAAUUACUCGAACAUCAAAUAUGAAGUGUAUUUUGUUCAGUGUGUUGUUGGUGGUCCUUCCAGCCGCCCUCUUGGCAGAGAAUAUUUUCAAAAUUAACAUUUCUCCCGAAGAGGCUCAACAAUAUAUUGCUCAGGUCAGCUCACGUGGCCUGAACAACAUUGAAUAUGCUCCCAAGACCGGUGAAAAUCCUUUGCCCGAAGCACGCAACGAAAAGGGUGAAUUCGUUUAUAUGGGUCGCGUAAUUGAAAAUCCCAACGAUUAUGUCGAAGAACAUUACGAUGCCCAUCAGUAUCAUGGCCAGGAUGGUUUGGGUCAAUACGUCUACGGCUACAAGGAUUGGAAUCAGGGUAAAAACGAAAAGAAAGAUGCCAGUGGCACCGUAACCGGUACCUACAAAUAUGUUCAACCUCAUGGCCGUGACUUCAUUGCCAACUACUAUGCCGAUCGUACUGGCUUCCAUGUCGAAGAUAAUCGCCCCGCUCAUUUGAAGAAUCCCCCCACCAAAACCCCAGCCGUCAAGAAAGCCGAAGAGGAACAUUUCCGUUUGUGGGGUGAAUAUGCUGCCGCUGCUGGUCACAACCCCGAUCCUUAUGCUGCCGAAUAUCAAACCGGUGAAGGCCGCUAUGAACCACAAUCUUCCGAUCAGGAAUAUGUGCAUCAAGAACCCGAAUACGUACCCGGUCCCGAAGAACAUGGCGAACCCAAAGGAUUCUACUAUGCUUUCGACUACAAUGUGCCAUUGUUGCGCAACAAGAAGGAACGCGAAGAAUUGGAACAAUUGCGCGCCAUCAACAACAAGGAUUAAAUGCAAUAGUAAAGUUUCUUGUAUCUAGGACAUGUUUAAGUUUUAAUUUAUAAAUUAUUUAUUUUAUGUAUAUGUUCUGCAAUUAAAUUAAUUUAUAUGUAAUAGCUACGUCCUUUUUUCCACGUCGUCAAAUGCACUACGAAUGUACCUCAUGUGAUUGUAAAUAAAUAACAAAAAAAAAAAAAAAAAAAAAC
Musca domestica (house fly) is the source of this 1101-nucleotide messenger RNA. RefSeq lists its product as uncharacterized. The transcript is spliced from 2 exons. The record is from RefSeq and is a predicted model, not a curated record. NCBI's taxonomy places the organism in Eukaryota, Metazoa, Arthropoda, Insecta, Diptera, Muscidae. Gene Ontology annotation, molecular function: structural constituent of chitin-based larval cuticle. The coding region runs from base 122 to 907 and encodes 261 amino acids. Gene Ontology annotation, cellular component: chitin-based extracellular matrix.